AUGGAGACACGGACCCCGCGGGGCCUCCUCCUUCUCUUCCUCUUCCUCCCGCUGCUGCCGCCACGCGGCGCCUCCGCCGGGAGCCUGCACAGCCCAGGCCUGUCCGAGUGCUUCCAGGUGAAUGGCGCCGACUACCGCGGCCACCAGAACCGCACGGGGCCGCGCGAGGCCGGCCGCCCGUGCCUGUUCUGGGACCAGACGCAGCAGCACAGCUACAGCAGCGCCAGCGACCCCCAGGGCCGCUGGGGGCUGGGCCCGCACAACUUCUGCCGGAACCCCGACGGCGACGUGCAGCCGUGGUGCUACGUAGCCGAGACGGAGGAGGGCAUCUACUGGCGCUACUGCGACAUCCCCACGUGCCACAUGCCUGGAUACCUGGGCUGCUUCGUGGAUUCCGGGGCACCCCCCGCCCUCAGCGGCCCCAGUGGCACCUCAACGAAGCUCACGGUCCAGGUGUGCCUUCGCUUCUGCCGCAUGAAGGGCUACCAGCUGGCGGGCGUGGAGGCUGGCUACGCCUGCUUCUGUGGCUCUGAAAGCGACCUGGACCGGGGACGCCCGGCCCCAGCUACCGAUUGUGACCAGAUUUGCUUCGGCCACCCGGGCCAGCUGUGCGGCGGCGACGGCCGUCUGGGCAUCUACGAAGUGUCCGUGGGCUCCUGCCAGGGCAACUGGACCGCUCCUCAGGGCGUCGUCUACUCCCCGGACUUCCCGGACGAGUACGGGCCGGACCGGAACUGCAGCUGGGCGCUGAGCCCGCCGGGCGCCGCGCUGGAGCUCACCUUCCGCCUCUUCGAGCUGGCCGACCCACGCGACCGGCUGGAGCUGCGCGACGCCGCCUCGGGCAGCCUGCUCCGCGCCUUCGACGGCGCCCGCCCGCCGCCGCCCGGGCCGCUGCGCUUGCGCGCCGCCGCGCUGCUGCUCACCUUCCGCAGCGACGCGCGCGGCCACGCGCAGGGCUUCGCGCUCACCUACCGCGGGCUGCAGGACGCCGCUGACGACCCGGUGCCCAAGGGCUCGGCCCAGACCCCCGCAGCGCCCCCCGACUGGGCCAACGUGAGCUGCAGCCCCCGGCCUGGGGCUCCGGAGGCCGCGAUGGGGGCCCGGGUCUUCUCGACGGUGACGGCCAUCUCGGUGCUGCUGCUGCUGCUGCUGUCGCUGCUGCGUCUGCUGCGCCGACGGAGCUGUCUGCUGGCUCCGGGGAAAGGUCCCCCGGCGUUGGGGCCUUCCCGGGGCCCUGGGAGAAGCUGGGCUGUGUGGUACCGCCGGCCUCGAGGGGUGGCCCUGCCCUGCCCUCCCGGGGACCCUCAGGCUGAGGGUCUAGCCGCGAGUUACCGGCCCCUGAGCGCCUCCAGCCAGAGUUCCCUGCGCUCGCUCAUCUCUGCUCUCUGA
Molecule: messenger RNA, 1389 nt
Organism: Neomonachus schauinslandi (Hawaiian monk seal)
Lineage: Eukaryota; Metazoa; Chordata; Mammalia; Carnivora; Phocidae
Gene: KREMEN2
Product: kringle containing transmembrane protein 2
Exons: 9
Coding region: 1-1389 (462 amino acids)
Biological process (GO): multicellular organism development; Wnt signaling pathway
Cellular component (GO): plasma membrane
Molecular function (GO): serine-type endopeptidase activity
Source: RefSeq, a predicted model, not a curated record